Molecule: messenger RNA, 1590 nt
Organism: Penicillium alfredii
Lineage: Eukaryota; Fungi; Ascomycota; Eurotiomycetes; Eurotiales; Aspergillaceae
Product: putative MFS transporter
Exons: 3
Coding region: 1-1590 (529 amino acids)
Biological process (GO): transmembrane transport
Molecular function (GO): transmembrane transporter activity
Source: RefSeq, a predicted model, not a curated record
AUGCCGUCGACACUCUCAACCAGAUCCUCCAGUAUCGAGGAGGCACAUUCUCCGUGGGAGCAAGUAGAGGAGAAACGGCCUCAGUCGCAACAAUUGCCGGACCCCAAUAACCUCGGCCUCGUCCAGAGCCAUAUCUCGCACCAUGAUAUGCCCGUGACGAGCGACGAAUUCCACGAGGUCGACGCCGAACAAUACCUACGAUUCUCGCCACUGCGGAAGAUGGUCAUAGUAUUUGUCUUGGCUUUCUGCUCCUUCUUAGCCCCCAUUUCUUCAACGUCCAUUCUGUCGGCAAUCCCCGAAGUUGCUGAGACCUACAAUACGACCGGCAGUGUCAUCAACGCCAGCAAUGCACUGUACAUGGCAUUCAUGGGCAUCUCAGCUCCGUUCUGGGGGCCCUUCAGUCAGGUGUGGGGGCGACGUCCGAUCUUUUUGGCCAGCGCAUUCCUGUUCUUUGCUUUUAGUAUUGGCACGGCGCUGGCACCUAACCUGCCUGCAUACUAUAUCUUCCGCGUUUUGACUGCGUUUCAAGGAACCUCGUUCCUGGUGGUAGGCAGCUCGGCCCUUGGCGAUAUCUAUGAGCCGCGGGCUCGAGCCACAGCCCUGGGAUGGUUUCUCUCGGGGACUCUCAUCGGGCCGGCAUUUGGUCCCUUCCUUGGCGGUGUCAUCGUCACCUUUUGCUCCUGGCGAGUAGUAUUCUGGCUACAGACAGCCCUCGGCGGAUGCGGCACACUACUAGUCUUCUUCUUCUUCCCUGAGACCUACCCGCACCUCGACAAAAGCGAGCUCUCCGAGCGAACACUCGCCCAAAAGGCCCAGCUCCUCUGGCACCGGGCCUCACCCCUGCGCGUCGGCAUCCUCCUCUUCUCCUACCCAAACCUCUUCUUUGCGGGACUCGGAGCCGGCGCCCUAGUAUGGAACCAGUACUCACUGCUCACGCCGAUCCGAUACGUGCUGAACCCCCGCUUCCACCUGACCACGCCCAUCCAGUCGGGCCUGUUCUACAUCGCGCCGGGCUGCGGGUACCUGGUGGGCACGUUCAUGGGCGGGCGCUGGGCCGAUCACAUCGUCAAGAAAUGGAUCCGCAAGCGCGGUGGGGUGCGCGUGCCCGAAGACCGGCUGAAGUCGUGUCUGUUGUUCCUCGGCGUCGUUAUCCCCGGCUGUAUCCUCGUCUACGGCUGGACGGUUGAGAAGGCCGUUGGUGGCAUUCCUGUCCCCGUGCUUGCCAUGUUUCUGCAAGGCGUGGCCCAGCUCUUCUGUUUCCCCAGUCUGAAUACGUACUGUCUGGAUGUGAUGCAGUCCAGUGGUCGUAGUGCGGAGGUUGUUGCUGGUAAUUAUAUGUUCCGGUAUGUCUUUGGGGCUCUUGGUUCGGGCCUUGUGCUCCCCGCUGUGGAGUCUGUUGGUGUUGGCUGGUUUAGUACCAUCAGCGCUUUGUUCCUGGUUGUUUCGGGGGUGUGUGUCUGGGCGACCACCAUCUUUGGCGACGAGUGGCGCAACAAGGUUGAUAAGAGGAACGAGCACAAGGCUGAACAGAAGGCUAAGAGACAGCAGGCUCAGUCGGAGCCGGGAAAAGAUGAUGCCUCUGCGGUCUGA